Cydia fagiglandana is the source of this 1726-nucleotide messenger RNA. RefSeq lists its product as uncharacterized. The record is from RefSeq and is a predicted model, not a curated record. Gene Ontology annotation, molecular function: olfactory receptor activity; odorant binding. NCBI's taxonomy places the organism in Eukaryota, Metazoa, Arthropoda, Insecta, Lepidoptera, Tortricidae. The coding region runs from base 396 to 1658 and encodes 420 amino acids. Gene Ontology annotation, biological process: detection of chemical stimulus involved in sensory perception of smell; sensory perception of smell. The transcript has 8 exons. Gene Ontology annotation, cellular component: plasma membrane.
GUAGAGUUAAACCACGAUAAGGCCGCAAAUUCUAUGAAAUUAUGACGUACAGGUAAAUAACACUUGCACUGCGUGUGCUAUCAAAAUUUUUGGAGACUUUUCUUGGUCGCUGACUGUACUUUUUUCCACAAGCGGACGGACACGGAACGGACGACGGCCUAACAUCGCCGAGAAAACGAGUGAUAAUAUGUGAAUUUGCUUUAAUUUGCAAGCCGUGCAAUUAUUUUUAUAGUCGAUUAUUGUUUAAUUAGACGGUAUUGUAUGAGAACCAUCAUAAGGUACAAUUUUUAAUUAUUGCCAAUGACUCAAUGAAUAACUACCACAUUUAAAGCACUUUUUGUAGUGAAACGUCGUUCGGUUGAUUCGGCAUUAGGCAUUUAGGCAUCUACUCCAAAAUGCAGUCCAGUGUCACAAAAAACGUAUUUAAACUUGGCUACAUGCGAAAAGUCCGUGCUGUUCUUAACACGAUUGCGCAGUGGCCCAACGCCACGUUCGGCAAGCUCCACCGGCGCGCGCGCAUCCUAGAGGCGUACAAAUACGUCAUUCCCGUGGCGCAGCUCCUCGCUCUUAUACCAGUGCUGCUCUAUUUGAAGAAAUACAUCACAACCAUUAAUUUUAUUGAUAAAGGACAGGUUUAUUGCAACAUAUUCUUGACAGCUUUAUUUCUUCAAAGAGCAUCGCUACCUUUUCAGAAGGGUUAUCAAAACACGGUGAAAAAGUUCUGUUUAGAGUUUCAUUUAAAUCAUUACGAAUAUAAAAGUGAAUUCGCCAAAAAGGAAACUCGCAAGGUCAAUACACUUUGCAAGUACGUCACCGGGAUAAUUCUUUGCCAACUGUACGCUGGGAUACUUUUAUAUAAUUUCGUGCCCCUCACCCUAAAUAUAUAUAUGGGAAUGUUCUCUACACCCGUACCAGAGAAUAAAACAUUCGUUCACUCUGUGGACUACCUAUUACCUUUCGACGCAUACACUGACGCAAGGGGCUACUUAGUAAUAUUCUUUUUUAACUGGUUCCCGUCUUACAAUAUACCAACUGCAAUGUGCAGUUACGAUCUCUUGAUAUUCAUAAUGGUUUUUCAUAUUUCGGGCCAUUUGAAUAUACUCUCGCAUAGUCUAAAAACUUUUCCACAACCGAAAGUCGUCAGUACUGAGCAGACUAGACUUUAUAAUAUACAAGAAGAUAACAAAGAAAUGUUUCGUGCUUUAAAAGGUGCAAUCGAUUACCACAGAGUGAUUAAGAAGUUCAUGACAGAAAUGACUGAAACGUUCGACGUGACAUUAUGUAGCUAUCUUGCUUUCCAUCAAGUGAUGUGCUGCUUGAUGUUGUUGGAGUGUUCUACCAUGGACCCUAAAGCACUUGGAAAAUAUGGAAUACUGGGCGGGGUCAUAUUCCAACAAUUAAUCCAAACCUCUGUGGUAUUUGAAUUAAUUCAUUCAAAGACCGAAACUCUCGGGGAUCAAGUGUACUCGAUAGCUUGGGAAGACAUGGACAUAAAAAAUAAGAAACUAUUUCUAAUGUUUCUGAACCACGUGCAGAAGCCGUUUGGUAUGAAAGCCUGCGGGAUCGUGAAUGUCGGAGUGCUGACGAUGUCUGCGAUUUUAAGGACAUCGUUCUCAUAUUUCAUAAUGUUACGUACUCUAAGCAACCAAGAAAAAUAAAUUAUGUCUUCUUAGACUAUCCAAGUGCUGCGAACCGCCUACUUACCAACAAUUUACUUCGUAUCUAC